This is a messenger RNA of Callorhinchus milii (elephant shark), 2952 nucleotides long. RefSeq lists its product as uncharacterized. Gene Ontology annotation, molecular function: nucleic acid binding; metal ion binding; hydrolase activity. Bases 316 to 2952 code for a protein of 878 amino acids. Lineage: Eukaryota; Metazoa; Chordata; Chondrichthyes; Chimaeriformes; Callorhinchidae. The record is from RefSeq and is a predicted model, not a curated record. The transcript has 5 exons.
AAAGAUAGGCAUUUCUCCUUACUCCACACAACUGUUCACCGAGCAGCAACAAUAACGACAAGAUUACAUUUGUAUACCGUCUUUCACGUUUCAGGGUUUUAUCGAACUUACUUGUGGGCUGGUGAGAAGCAGAAGAGGAGGGUUCACUUCCUUUCUGCUUAUCAGUACAUCAAAAUAUCUCAGGUCGGGGAAGGGGUGGGGAGGCCUUAUUAUGCAGUGAAUUUACAGAAAACUGAAAGAUGGUUUACAGAGAAUUGAAACUGAUAGUGAAAGUUCUGGAACCAGAAGAGAGAUGCUCACUGUGGACAGAAAGAGAUGGCAAUGUUCACUGGUUGCUGUUGCUCGGUGGCUCUGAUCUCCCUCUUAGCUCUGCGAUGGUCACCGGAGGCCAAGGUUGUCAGCUCGUUCGAAGAGUGUAAGGGCUCCUUUCACCACGGCUCCGAGCCCGAGGGCUUUGACUCCCGCACACGAGUGAUCAGGAUCUGCCAGAAGAAGGAUAAUGUCUACCACUUUGCCACCCUGUACUCCCCAGAGUAUCGGAUCCCUGUGUACGCGGCCUACAACUACACUAACUCCACAACCAGAGGCAGGUGCCCAAACUGUCCCUGGCUCAUCGAACCACAGCUGGACCAGCCGGACGGUGAUGACGAGAUGGCAAAGCCAACAACCGUCAGGGGGGCCGGGGAGAACCAGGCUCUGGAUAGUGAUUACACAGGUUACAAUCGGGGUCACCUGAACCCAGUGUGUCUGAACCCCAGGAACCCUGAGGCCACCUUCACCCUCACCAACGCUGUCCCCAUGAACAAAACCCAAAACAUCAACUGGUAUUGGUACUCGGAACAUGUUAUCAGGAACCACAUCAGUCACAUCUGCAUCAAUGGCCAGCUUUACCUGGUCACCGGCACCCUCCCGUCCAAGAAAUUCACCCAGAAUGGUAGAGUGUCCGUCCCCACUGUGGUCUGGACGGCUGUCUGCUGCUCUGCCGAAUGGGACCAGGUGAAUGGCUUAGGAUAUGACUUCUCCUUCGCCUUAAUCCAGAGCAACAUCCGUUUGCCUUUAGAGAAUCUCAUUGACAUCGGAGAUCAAUGGGUCGCGCCACUGACGGUGGAACUGCUACAGACCAUCUUGGGGGAGCAGCCGAUGGGCUGGGGGAGAAACCUGACCAUCUUCCCAGACAGAUGCCAAUGGAGGGAGAAAGGCAAAGAGAAGGAAGAUAAUAAAGAGGAGGAGGUGAAGCAGAGGAUAAGGAACGAGCAGGUCAUAAAUAAAGUGGCCCAGAUCUUAUCAGCCCGAGCCCAGAAAUCCCAUUCUAAACAAGCCCAGAAAUCCCUGUUGAAGAACUCCUGGACCUACAUGUGGCAGUGCAUGUGGGAUGCCAUCUCUGUUCGAGCGUGUGCUGGGUGGGAUGCCAUGUUCUGGCUGGACUCUUCGGUUUCUUGGGCUUGGGUAGGGGCUGCGAUAGAGGCUGUGACAGGGAUGACCUCUGCUGGUUGGGUUGCGGCGCUCCUGACUGGUGGGGCUGUGAUAGGGGCUGUUGGGGCUGCAAUAGGGGCUGUUAAGCAGGGGUGCAGGAUGCCCCAUUGUGGGGGAGGAGCAAAGAGAGGGACGGCCCACAUUAAUGAGGCUGACGGUGAUGACAGUGAUAAGGAUGUAAUGACUGACAGGGAAGACAGUGAUAAGGAUGUAAUGACUGACAGUGAAGACAGUACUAAGGAUGUGAUCGCUGACAGGGAAGAUAGUGAUAAGGCUGUCAGUAAGGAGGAUGUGGCAGAGGAUUUGAUGAUAGCUCUCAGUGAUGAGACUGUGGCCAAGCUGAAGGCUCUUAUUGAUCAUGUUCUUUCCGUGCUGAGGGCUCCCAGUGAUGAGAAUGUGAGGGCUCCCAGUGAUGAGAAUGUGAGGGCUCCCAGUGAUGAGGAUGUGAGGGCUCUCAGCGAUGAGGAUGUGAGGGCUCCCAGUGAUGAAGAUGUGAGAGUUCCCAGUGAUGAGGAUGUGAGAGUUCCCAGUGAUGAGGAUGUGAGGGCUCCCGGUGAUAAGGAUGUGAGCGCUCCCAAUGAUGAGGAUGUGAGGGCUCCCAGUGAUGAGGAUGUGGGGGUUCCCAGUGAUGAGGAUGUGGGGGUUCCCAGUGAUGAGGAUGUUAGGACUCCUAGUAAUGAGGAUGUGGGGGUUUCCAGUGAUGAGGAUGUGGGGGUUCCCAGUGAUGAGGAUGUGAGGGCUCCCAGUAAUGAGGAUGUUAGGACUCCUAGUGAUGAGGAUGUGGGGGUUUCCAGUGAUGAGGAUGUGGGGGUUCUCAGUGAUGAGGAUGUGAGGGCUCCCAGCGAUGAGGAUGUUAGGACUCCUAGUGAUGAGGAUGUGGGGGUUCUCAGUGAUGAGGAUGUGGGGAUUCUCAGUGAUGAGGAUGUGAGGGCUCCCAGCGAUGAGGAUGUUAGGACUCCUAGUGAUGAGGAUGUGAGGUUUCCCAGUGAUGAGAAUGUUAGGUCUCCUAGUGAUGAGGAUGUGAGGGCUCACAGUGAUGAGGAUGUGGGGGUUGAUGAGGAUGUGAGGGCUCCCAGCGAUGAGGAUGUUAGGACUCCUAGUGAUGAGGAUGUGGGGGUUCUCAGUGAUGAGGAUGUGGGGGUUCUCAGCGAUGAGGAUGUGAGGUUUCCCAGUGAUGAGGAUGUUAGGACUCCUAGUGAUGAGGAUGUGAGGGCUCCCAGUGAUGAGGAUGUUAGGACUCCUAGUGAUGAGGAUGAUGAGAAUGCAAAAUGGCUGAUUUCCCCGGUGUGGGAGCCACACUCCAGGCCAUUCUUCCCGGCUGUGCUUGUCCUUCAGGGCGCCUUCGCCAGCGUCAUGGUGGUCCAGGGAUACAGUGUGUUCCAUUUCCCAGGACUUCGGCCCUGUCCUGGCCUGGGUGAGAGCCCUCCUGCCCAGAUCUGCCCUGGGCAUUGUUCCCAACCCGACUGCAGCAGUCAAUGA